Molecule: messenger RNA, 3551 nt
Organism: Chrysemys picta bellii (western painted turtle)
Lineage: Eukaryota; Metazoa; Chordata; Testudines; Emydidae
Gene: PCIF1
Product: phosphorylated CTD interacting factor 1
Cellular component (GO): nucleus
Molecular function (GO): RNA polymerase II C-terminal domain binding; mRNA (2'-O-methyladenosine-N6-)-methyltransferase activity
Source: RefSeq, a predicted model, not a curated record
ACCCGGGGCGGGGCGGCCCAGCGGCUGCGCACUGGCUGCUCCGGGUCCCGACACAAGAUGGCGGCGGAGGGGAGGGCGCGGUGGAGGCGGGACGGUAGCAGGAAGCGGAGCGCUCUCCGGUGCCCCCAGCCCCUGACCUCACACGCAGCGCCCGCCGCGGGCCAGGCGCGCCCCCGCCCGCUGUGAAGAUGCGGCCGCAGCCCCGCGCAGCGCACGGCGUCGCUGGAGAGGAGCGCGAGGCCCGCGACCCAACCCGCAAUUGUAAGUAGCUCGGCGGCGCCCACGGAGCUCCGCGACCCCGGCCCGGCUGGACGCCGCCCGGCAGCGGGGAGCCGGGCCCUGCUGCUCCGCGUGUCCUGGCCGGCGAGGGACGGCGCCUCCGAGCGCGGGAUCUCCAGCCUGCUGCCUCCGCCUCCGGGUAUCGCCGCCUCCGCCGCCGCCUGACCCUGCACCAGCCGCGCCGCCGGCGCGCACUGCCCCUGGCUGUAACGGGCCCUUUCAGACUGUACGUUAGGCUCGUGUCAUUUCUGUUUGAUGUUCAUUGCAUGUUCUGAGAAAUGGCCAAUGAGAAUCACGGUAGCCCUGGGGAGGAAGCUUCUCUGAUGAGUCACUCACCUGGUACCUCUAACCAGAACCAGCCCAGCUCCCCGAAACCCAUCCGACUGGUGCAGGACCUGCCAGAUGAGCUGGUGCAGGCUGGCUGGGAGAAGUGCUGGAGCAAACGGGAGAAUCGCCCUUACUACUUCAACCGUUUCACCAACCAGUCACUGUGGGAGAUGCCUGUCCUGGGACAGCACGAUGUCAUUUCGGAUCCUCUGGGAUUGAAUGCUGCUCCAAUGCCUGCGGAAGGAGGAGUGUUGGAAACCACUCCGGAGAGCAAGCCAAGGAAGAGGAGACUCUCUGAGGAAGUUCAGCCCAGUGGUAACAGCGUGAAGAAAGCUAAGGUGGAUGUUCCAGCGACCCCUACUGCCCAGCCAGUCCCCAGUUCUCCCAGUAUUCCGGGAACCCCUAUUUUAAAGUUGUGUGGUAUUACACCCGAAGAUAAACAACAGGCAGCUCUUUUACGACCAACUGAAGUAUACUGGGACCUGGAUAUCCAAACAAAUGCAGUGAUUAAGCAAAGGGCACCCUCUGAAGUGCUGCCUCUGCACCCCGAGGUGGAACUGCUUCGAUCCCAGCUCAUACUGAAGCUGCGGCAGCAUUACCGGGAACUCUGCCAGCAGCGAGAGGGGAUUGACCCUCCACGGGAAUCAUUUAAUCGCUGGAUGUUGGAGCGGAAGGUAGUGGAUAAAGGGACAGACCCUCUGUUACCAAGCAACUGUGAGCCAGUAGUCUCUCCUUCCAUGUUCAGAGAAAUCAUGAAUGACAUUCCCAUCAGAUUAUCCCGAAUCAAGUUCCGUGAGGAAGCCAAGCGACUGCUAUUCAAAUAUGCCGAGGCUGCGAAACGGCUUAUUGAAUCCAGGAGUGCGUCACCAGACAGUAGGAAAGUUGUGAAAUGGAAUGUGGAGGACACCUUCAGCUGGCUGCGACGGGACCAUUCAGCCUCUAAGGAGGACUACAUGGACCGCCUAGAGCACUUACGUAAGCAAUGUGGGCCCCAUGUGUCUGCUGCAGCCAAGGACUCUGUUGAAGGCAUCUGCAGUAAGAUUUACCACAUAUCGCUCGAGUAUGUCAAGCGGAUCCGGGAAAAGCAUCUUGCCGUCCUCAAGGAGCACAAUAUAUCUGCCGAGGUAGAAGCACCAGAGGUCCAGGACCGGCUUGUAUACUGUUACCCAGUGAGACUGGCCAUCCCUUCCCCACCAGUCCCCAAUGUCGAAAUGCACGUGGAGAACAAUGUGGCAUGUGUUCGGUACAAGGGGGAGAUGGUGAAAGUGAGCCGCAACUACUUCAGCAAGCUGUGGCUUCUCUAUCGGUACAGUUGCAUUGACGACUCUGGCUGUGAGAGGUUUCUGCCCAGGGUUUGGUGCCUUCUCCGUAGAUAUCAGAUGAUGUUUGGUGUUGGUCUGUAUGAAGGAACUGGCCUGCAGGGGGCACUCCCGGUGCAUGUCUUUGAAGCCCUCCACAAGCUCUUUGGAGUGAGUUUUGAAUGCUUUGCCUCGCCCCUGAACUGCUAUUUUAAACAGUACUGUUCGGCCUUCCUGGACACAGAUGGGUAUUUUGGAUCCAGGGGCCCAUUCCUGGAUUUCAUCCCCAUAAGUGGCUCUUUUGAGGCAAAUCCUCCAUUCUGUGAGGAACUGAUGGAUGCCAUGGUCUCUCACUUUGAGAAACUGCUGGAGAGCUCCAAUGAGCCCCUCUCCUUCAUUGUCUUCAUCCCUGAGUGGAGGGACCCUCCGACACCAGCCCUGACCCGCAUGGAGCAGAGCAAGUUCAAGCGGCACCAGCUCAUCCUGCCAGCCUUCGAUCAUGAGUACCGCAGCGGGUCUCAGCAUAUCUGCAAAAAAGAGGAGAUGUACUACAAAGCCGUGCACAACACUGCUAUCAUCUUCCUACAAAACAACGCAGGCUUCACCAAGUGGGAGCCCACGCCAGAGCGGCUGCAGGAGCUCGUCACAGCCUAUAAGCACUCGGGACGGACCCUCAGUUCCACAGGUUCCUCCUCCACCUCCUCUUCCUCCUCCACCUCUUCCUCGACAGCAGAGAAAGAUCGGGAGACGGGCGGAGAGCAAAGCACCAGCCGGGAGACCAAUGCCAAUUAAUCUGCAGAGAGCAGUGUGUGGGGACAGACAGCAGGGGGCGAAGGGAACAGUGCUCCAGAGGAGGGGAGGUUUGAUGUGGCAGGUGGAGAGACUGCUGGCUGUGUAGUGCCAGGCCUGGGGGACUCUCUUCAGGCAGCUCCACACUGCUUGCUUUCCUCUGUAAACCUGCAAGGCCACUUUCCUCACCCGAGUGGAGGGAGAUUCCCUCGCCUUAUGCCCCGUGGGAAGAAGAUCGGCUGCUGCCCUAGACGAGGGGCAAAGAAGCCAAACGUCGCAGUCAUAGGAAGAGUCUGUAGCCCCUUCAAACACUAAAGCUCUGAGGAAGAGGCAGCUGGAGCUGGGACGGAUGAAGGAAGGACGGACGGACUGACAGACAGAGCUGUGGCCUAGAAGGUCCCUGGCAGCUGGCUGAAGCCUGUCGUUUCCAAGAGAAAAGCCGGCAGGGGCCAGAGGCUCUUCCUGCUGGCCGGGCACAGAACCCAGCUCCAUGUUCAGAGUGUAAAUAGUUCUGUCCGUGGCGACCAGGCUCCCUGCAGGGUUUGUUUCCGUAGCGUCCAUGUUUCCUUUCCACAUGUGCGAGUUCCGUGUUUGCCGAAGCUGUUUACCAUAUACAAGAAAAGCAGAGAAAAGGAAUUUCUUUUUGUGUGUAAAAACGUCUUUGCAGCUGUUUUGUAGUCGUUGUGGUUUUUACCCAGAGCCCACUGGGCUUUAUUUAACCUCCUUGGGUUUUGUUUUUUAAGGAUUAAUUUAACACCGCUAACCGUUUUAUUACUUUUAUCAAAGAAAGCAAAGGAAAGUCUAUUUUUGAUUUUUGUUUCCUAGUUCUUAGGGACAUUAAAAACCAGCAUUACAGCU